AUGCCCGGAAUAUGCCCUCACCAACCUCCUUCCUCACCUACUGCCUCUGCCAGGACCUCAUCCCUCCCCAGCUUCCCUCUCUCCGGCAAAACCGCCCUCAUAACCGGCGCCAGCCACGGCAUCGGCCGCUCCCUCGCCUUUGCCUUUGCCCGCGCCGGCUGCUUCGUAGCCUGCGUAUCACAUUCCUUACCUCUACCUCUCGAUUCCGUAUGCUCCGGCUCCUCCUCCUCCAAUCCCAAUCCCACCACCGCCACACUAAUCAACGCCUCCAUGUCCCUAUCCUUCUCCCCGGACAUGCAUGCUACAGGGAACAUGUGCAAGGACCGCGCUCGGGAUUUCAUCUACGACGUCACCGCCCCUUCGUCUUUCCCCCAGCUCGAGCGAGACAUCCAAAAAUGGGUCAACCAACCAGUCACAAUCUUAGUAAAUAACGCGGGGAUAGCCCGGGUCGAAGCCGUUGAAUACCAGACAGCAGCAGCAGAACACAAAGGAGGAAUACAUAUAGGAAUGGAGACUUGGAACAAAGUGAUCGCUACCAACUUGACGGGCCCCGUGGCUUUGACGUACCAGUUCCUACCGGGGAUGUUGGCUGCUGGAGACGGAUGUAUCAUGAGCGUGGGGAGCAGGAACGCAGUGGUGCCGGUGCCGUUUAUGGCGGCGUAUAACGUGUCGAAGACGGGACUGUUGAAGUUUCAUGAGACGCUCGAGAGGGAGGUGGGCGGUACACAUAGGGGGGUGCGUAAUUUCUUUGUGGUUCCGGGAAAUAUUCCUGAGACGGGCAUUUUGAAGAGGGAGGAUAGUGUGGAUGAGCGAAGUUAUCGGGAGAGCGAGAGGGUGAGAAAUAUGGUUGAACGGAUCGAGGAUGCAGGGAAGAAAGGGGAUAAUGCUGCCACGAGAGCGCAAGAGUUUGCGGAGGUUUGUGUGCGGCUGGCUGCCAUGGGGAAGGAUGCAGAGAUUUUGAGCGGGCGUUACGUGGACGCGGAACGAGAUGUGGAAGCGCUGUUGGAGGAUGCAAAGAAGGGGAAGGAAAGCAAGAUAUGUAAGAUGGGGCUGUAUCAGUUGAAGGUCGACAGGUUAUAG
This is a messenger RNA of Neurospora tetrasperma FGSC 2508, 1080 nucleotides long. RefSeq lists its product as uncharacterized. Lineage: Eukaryota; Fungi; Ascomycota; Sordariomycetes; Sordariales; Sordariaceae. Bases 1 to 1080 code for a protein of 359 amino acids. The record is from RefSeq and is a predicted model, not a curated record. Gene Ontology annotation, cellular component: membrane. The transcript has a single exon.